AUGGCAGACCGCCUCACUCAACUCCAGGACUGCCUGGAUGAUCUCCUUACACAAAUGUACGCUUCACUGUCUUACAUUCAGAACCGACAUCCAUAUGGAGACAUCCCGGGACAACCAAGCCAAGCACCUGAUCCAGCGGCCGCGUCAACGCCUGCCGCAACGAAUGGCGAAGUAGGUCGCUCAGAAGCACCAGAGACUCCUCUACCAGAAGCUCCCGACCGCUUUCAGGCCACCAUGCACGAGCUGGCCCGUGAUUUGGUGCUCAAGGAGCAGCAAAUUGAAAUCCUGAUCAACAGCUUACCGGGGAUUGGCGCGGGUGAGGCCGAUCAGAAUCAACGCAUUCGAGAGCUGGAAGCGGAGCUGACGGUGGUGGAGAAGGAAAGGGCAAAGGCGGAGAAGGAAAGGGAGAGGCUGGUGGACGCGCUGGGCCAGGUGAUCGUGGGGGUCAAACGGCCUGCGUGA
Messenger RNA from Neohortaea acidophila, 462 nucleotides. RefSeq names its product mediator complex, subunit Med21. Gene Ontology annotation, molecular function: transcription coregulator activity. Gene Ontology annotation, biological process: regulation of transcription by RNA polymerase II. Gene Ontology annotation, cellular component: mediator complex. The coding region runs from base 1 to 462 and encodes 153 amino acids. The record is from RefSeq and is a predicted model, not a curated record. NCBI's taxonomy places the organism in Eukaryota, Fungi, Ascomycota, Dothideomycetes, Mycosphaerellales, Teratosphaeriaceae. The transcript is spliced from 2 exons.